Pseudomassariella vexata is the source of this 642-nucleotide messenger RNA. RefSeq lists its product as uncharacterized. Gene Ontology annotation, cellular component: nucleosome; nucleus. Lineage: Eukaryota; Fungi; Ascomycota; Sordariomycetes; Amphisphaeriales; Pseudomassariaceae. Bases 1 to 642 code for a protein of 213 amino acids. Gene Ontology annotation, molecular function: nucleosomal DNA binding; double-stranded DNA binding; structural constituent of chromatin. The transcript has 5 exons. Gene Ontology annotation, biological process: nucleosome assembly; negative regulation of DNA recombination; chromosome condensation. The record is from RefSeq and is a predicted model, not a curated record.
AUGGGUCCCAAGAAGGCUGAUAGCGCCGCUGCCCCCAAGGCUAAGCCCACUCAUGCUUCCUACCAGGACAUGAUCACUGAUGCCAUUGUUUCUCUCAAGGACCGCAAUGGAUCUAGCCGUCAAUCUUUGAAGAAGUACGUUAAGGCCAACAACAAGAUCAACGUCCCCUCAGAUGCCAUGUUCGACUUUCUGUUCAACAAGGCCUUGAAGUCAGGUGUUGAGAAGGGUGUAUUCGAGCAGCCCAAGGGUCCCUCCGGAGGUACCAAGCUCUCCAAAAAGUCCAAGCCUGCCGCCAAGCCUGCUGCAAAGAAGGAGGCUACUAGUGAAAAGAAGCCUGCUGCCAAGAAGGUCGUGGCCCCCAAGAAGGAGGCUGGUGAGAAGAAGGCACCCGCAAAGAAGACCGCUGCUGCUCCUAAGAAGGCUGUCGCACCAAAGAAGACUGCUGCUGCCCCCAAGAAAGCUGCUGCACCAAAGAAGGCUGCUGUCAAGAAGGACGCUCCGGCUGUUGUUGACAAGCCCACCACCCUGACCAAGACCAAGUCUGGCCGAGUCGCCAAGACGACCAAGGCGCCCGCUGCAAAGAAGGCAGCACCCAAGAAGGCAGCGCCAAAGAAGGCUGCCGCGCCAAAGGCCGAGGCAUGA